CACUUGAACUUGUAGAAUCUUAUGUGGAAACGCGUAAUAUUGACUAGUUAUUUUUGGAAGACAAGACAAUUUAAGGCACUUCCUGUCAUGGGGACCAAGGAAUUACUUCUAUCUGCUGGUAUUCCGAAUGAAUUUGGAGAAGCUAUGAGAAGCGAGAAUGGAAUAUAUAAAGCAGCGACCUACGAACCGUUUAAUAAAAAUAAACCAUAUCAAGCGAAGAAAUGUUCCACCCCUAAACCUUACAAAGGACACACAUACAAACAUACCAUCAAACCAAUACGUGAAAGCAGAGAGUACGAGCCCUAUACUUAUGAUCACGUGUACGUUAUGUCCAGGAUAUAUCACGAAAAACCAAAGAAAGAGGGACCAAAGAAAACAAAGAAACCGCCCCCUCAGAAACCGAAAACACCUCCGCCACCUCGCCAGUCCUCGCCUUCUCUACCAUACAGUGCUGUGGAAACCAUCAAGCGGUCAAAUCUGUUAUUAGCGGAAGUACGCACAUCAUCACCGGAACACAGCUAUUCUGUGUUCAGCUGACAGGAGAUAUACUUCCGGUUUUGCUAUACGUCUACUUCCAGAACGUGUUGUGUGCAAUAUUUAGAUUUAUUGCAAGCAUGAUGUCCCACAUAUACAAGCAGUGUAUAUAAUACUACUUGAACUCUUAGUAUUGAUGACUCAAGCAAGUGU
Molecule: messenger RNA, 687 nt
Organism: Saccostrea cuccullata (small rock oyster)
Lineage: Eukaryota; Metazoa; Mollusca; Bivalvia; Ostreida; Ostreidae
Exons: 3
Coding region: 22-537 (171 amino acids)
Source: RefSeq, a predicted model, not a curated record